Messenger RNA from Kluyveromyces marxianus DMKU3-1042, 1764 nucleotides. It is a transcript of the gene AMA1, whose product is annotated as Ama1p. The record is from RefSeq and is a predicted model, not a curated record. The transcript has a single exon. Gene Ontology annotation, cellular component: anaphase-promoting complex. The coding region runs from base 1 to 1764 and encodes 587 amino acids. Gene Ontology annotation, molecular function: anaphase-promoting complex binding; ubiquitin ligase activator activity; protein binding. Gene Ontology annotation, biological process: positive regulation of ubiquitin protein ligase activity; positive regulation of anaphase-promoting complex-dependent catabolic process; anaphase-promoting complex-dependent catabolic process. Lineage: Eukaryota; Fungi; Ascomycota; Saccharomycetes; Saccharomycetales; Saccharomycetaceae.
AUGAUAAAUAAAUUGCGUGACACCAAGUGGCACGGGGAAGCAGUUGGAGGUGGAUUGGGCUACUGUGGACAACACAAAUCUAAACUGUCGCUUAAAUCAACCAAAGGCAUGGGCGGCAAUGGGAACGACCGGUUCAUUCCUAAAAACACGUCGAAAAAGAGCUAUUACUCAUCUUCACAGCUCAAAAGUUUUCUGGAAUCGCUUGACCAGUUUGUGGACCCGCAGUUGCAGUCGCGAAGUCCUUCUCCAGAGUUCUUUACGGGUCAGGACUUGCCAAUUGAUACACUAUUGACUCCGGAGAUGAGUUCUAUCCUUGAGUCUGGGGGCAAAAAGGGCAAAAAGAAGAUGCCCAAGCAUACAAAACAGCAUAGGAAGUAUAUGGCAGACGCUCUAGGUUUCCCUGAUUCCAAUAGAGUGCUUCAUUUUUCGCAGGCGCAAAGUGGAGGAGGCCAGUAUUCCAAUGGUGAAAUUGAUACUUAUUCUAUACAAACUCCAACCAGUUCUAUAAAACAUGCCAGGGAACAACACUAUCAACAACAGCAGCAGCAAAAUCAACAAAGAAAUAGCAAGAGAGCGGAGUCCAGAGUUCCUUACCGGGUUCUUGAAGCACCACAUCUAAGGAAAGAUUUCUACUCUAAUUUGGUGGAUUGGUCUCCAGUUUCAAACAACGUUGCUGUUGCAUUAGACACAGCGGUUUUCUUAUGGUCAGACAAAGUUGGGGCCUUUCACGUAUUAAGAAGAGAUUACUUGGAAAAAACCUCAGAUACAGUGCAAUGUAUAUCAUUCAGUCCAAACGACUUGAUGCUUGUUGGAACUAAGAGGGGAAAAAUACUUUUAUUCAGCCAGGAAGCAGUGGAGAGCAGCGUUGGAAACGGCCCACCAAAGGCAUUGGCAGAGAUCACAGUGAAAUGUCAAAGCGGUAUAUGCUGCUGUCAGUGGUAUCAGGAUGGGAACCAGUUUAUCGUUGGAACAGAGGUUGGCGUCGUUUAUAAAUUUAACGUCAAGACCGAACUAAUUGUCAUGUCACGCUCGUACAGACGUUCAGACGCCUUACAAGCCAAGAUCAACGGUACAUCACCAGAUAUCAGUUCAAAGAAAAUCAUCAGGACAGUAAGGAUCUCAGAGUCAUGGUCCCUACAUGUGCACUCGCAACAGGUAUGUGGCGCUAAGAUUUGCGAAGACACGAAACAGAUUGCCAUUGGAGGAAAUGACAAUUGUUGUACCAUAUGGAAGUACAACGAAGAUGAUCUAGAUGAGGAACCGGAGUUCCAAUUCAAAUUGAAACACGCAUCUGCAGUAAAAGCAAUGGCAUUCUGCCCCUGGUCAAAGUCACUAUUAGUGACAGGAGGUGGUAGCUACGAUAGACAUUUACGGUUCUGGCACUCCAAGAGUGGCACGUUAUUACGCGAGUUCAAGACUCCAGGCCAAAUUACAUCCAUCAUAUGGUCCAAAAGGCAAAAACAACUAUUGGUCACAUUUGGCUUCACAAACCAAGAAGUGCCCGUGUUCAUAAUAAUGUACAAAUAUCCAUCAAUGGAAGAGAUAAUCAGAAUUAAACAGCCAACCCAAUUAAGGGCACUAACAGCGGCUACUUCUCCAGACGCAAGAAAAAUAUGUGUCGCUUCCGAUGACGAAACGGUAAGAUUCUAUUCCAUUUGGGAAAACUCUUGCGAGGACAUGAUCGAGACUCCCGCAGAUGGCAUAUAUGGAUCCGAAAUAAUCGAGCAUGAAGAAGGAGUAAGUUUGGAAUAUUUGUUGCGUUAG